AUGGCGUCUACACAUAACAUAGACGCACUUUCGGGCCCGCCUUUCCGACACCUGUCCAUUUGCAGACUUCCUGUUGAGAUGCUGCUAUCAAUCGCUAAUUUGCUCGAGAACAAGGACCUCAUCCGGCUUGGAUGCACUUGCGCGAAAUUGCGAAAGAUAAUGGAGGACGUCUUAUACCGCUGCCCUGAUUUAGAUCCUUGGGAUUGGGACCGCAAAACUUACUCCAAGUCGGCCCCGAGUAAGAUUGUACCAAUGAAGGACACUCUCGAGAAGCGGCCAGAUCUCGCACGUGGGGUCCAGGAGCUCGAGCUUGGGCCUCGAAAGACCACCGUACCCAUCGAACUCGCUGUUAUGCCUGCAUUGAUUGCGCAGUCAACUCCUUUAUGCGGCUCCAUUGAGGCCCACAUAUGCGAAUAUUUUCUUGCAGGCGCUCUGCUCCACCUGACGCCUAACCUGCGCACUCUCAAGCUCAUACUUCAUGGUACAGAAAUGGGGAAAGAUAAGCCUUUGCAGAAAUUUUUUGGCCCGAAGGUGGACGACCGCAAAACCGACCUAUCCGUUAUACCGGGCCUUCGGCACCUUACGACGUUACACUUCCUCUCCAACACGGAUCACCACUUCCAGACGCUUUGGGCAACGCUACCGGCGCUGCGAGAGGUGCAGAUUCGUGGCAUUUACACGAUAAGCGACGAAAAUGUCUCCCAAGGGCCGGUUAUGGUCAGAAAGCUGAGACUCGACGCGCUUAGUCCUGUGCUUUCUCCCCGCGACAGAAGGCAUAGCGGCUGGUCUACAUUCCUUCGUCACUUCUCGGUACUUGAGGAACUGCAGGUCCAGAUCAUCCCAGAUUACAGGAAAACAAAUUCUUCAGAGGUGCUUGGUCACGGAUUGCUGGGAUCGUAUUCCACCCUGGUCAAUAUGAUAGGACACCUACGCAGUGUCUUGACAGUGCUGGAUCUACGGCUCGAACACUACGAUCCUACCUCAUUCCUCGACUUCGUCACACCAUUUUGUCCUUCGUCGCUAAAGGAAUUUAGCGCCUUGAAGUUCCUCCGCAUACCGUACGACGGCCUCUUCGCAAAGAACGCCACUCCCUCUCCCAGCGCUCAGGAUUGCCUCGCCCGGGUGCUGCCGGAAUGUCUCGAGCGACUAGAAGUCCUCUUUCCGCUUUUGGACAUCUACAACCACUUCGAUCGGUUUCUUGAGCAUCCGCAGAAGACCCGUUUUGCUCUCAAGGACGUUGUAUACCAUUGCUCAAAUGCUCGAGGUCAUCCAUUCGAGCAGUUCAUGUAUCUCUCGGAUCCUCAUCCAACGUUUCAGCGGCUGCGUGCGUCGAACAUCGACGUUCAGUUCCACUACCGUAAGCAAGAUCGUCGUCCUGGGUGGGAGGAGUACGAUAAAGCAACAUAUGCGCUUGCGAAAUGGCUCGCGAAUGGCGGCAAUGCCUACGAAGGAUCUAUAUUCGCGGACCAGGUCGAUAAUGGAGGGGAUGUUGACCAGUUUGAAGUCGUCAUUCUUCCAGAGGGUCUUGGAUGCUUCGAUCUGACUCCGCAUGGUAGCAUAGUGCGAGGGUAAGUCUUAGUCAAUAGGCCGUACAAUCGAUGCUGUGUUUUGAUUGCGAGCAUUAAAGAACGUAGAGUUUUCCUUCCAGGUCGCCAGCUAGAUAUAGUACCGAG
Trematosphaeria pertusa is the source of this 1673-nucleotide messenger RNA. RefSeq lists its product as uncharacterized. The transcript has 3 exons. The record is from RefSeq and is a predicted model, not a curated record. Gene Ontology annotation, molecular function: protein binding. Lineage: Eukaryota; Fungi; Ascomycota; Dothideomycetes; Pleosporales; Trematosphaeriaceae. The coding region runs from base 1 to 1572 and encodes 523 amino acids.